ACGUCAACACGCUCGAGCAUGCCUACUACACUCCACAUAAACAAAGGCAGGACACGGCUCUGCGAUAAUUUGUACUGUCUUUCUAUUGUAUAUGCUAACAAUAUUAAAUAAAAUUGGAGCGGGCCUCAACUUUGGAGCCAUGGAAAACGCAUUACUGAUGCGAGUGAGUGUUUUUACCGAUCAAGGAGGCAGGAAAUACAUGGAAGAUGUGACCGAGGUCAUAGUAGAGCCUGAGCCGGGAGAAAAUGAGCCGAUGACUGGUGACCCAGAGGAGAACAUUCGGAGAGACUACACGUUCAAUUCUCUGGUUGGGGACACGUAUCCCGACCGGGCCGAUAAAACCGUGGAGUCCCCGCAGGUUUUAAACGCAUCCAGUGAACUCGUACAAACAGAAGACGAGGGUAUAUCGGUAGAAACGCCGUCACCAGGAGAUCUAAGCACGCCGCAAGUUCAGCCGAACACCCCGACUUGUUCCCGCCGUUCCGUAGCAUUCUUUGCCGUUUUUGAUGGUCACGGGGGUCGCGAGGCUGCGCAGUUUGCGCGAGACUAUCUUUGGGAGUUUAUGAAGAAACAGCGGGGAUUCUGGUCAGACUGUGACCGGGAGGUCUGCUCUGCCAUACGCAAAGGAUUUGUGGCAUGCCACCAUGCUAUGUGGAAGAAACUGCCUGAAUGGCCAAAGACACUUACAGGCCUUCCUAGUACAUCAGGUACCACAGCCAGUGUAGUGGUGCUCAGAGGAAACCGCAUGUAUGUGGCCCAUGUUGGGGACUCUGCGGUGGUUCUAGGUGUCCAGGAUGACCCUUCAGUCCCAUUCAUCCGAGCUGUGGAAGUCACGCAGGACCAUAAACCAGAACUUCCCAAAGAGAGGGAGCGUAUUGAAGGUCUAGGAGGAAGCGUGAUCAAGAAGUCUGGGGUGAAUCGGGUGGUGUGGAAGAGGCCAAGACUCAGCCACAAUGGUCCAGUCCGUCGUAGUACUGUGAUCGACCAGAUACCAUUCUUGGCAGUAGCUCGAGCUUUAGGCGAUCUAUGGAGUUACGACUUCUACAGUGGAGAGUUUGUGGUUUCUCCAGAGCCUGACACUAGCGUCGUGGUUCUUGACCCUAAAAAACAUCGCUACAUCAUCCUGGGCAGCGAUGGUCUGUGGAAUAUGGUUCCUCCUCAAGAGGCCAUCUCCAUGUGUCAGAAUAAUGACGAGGAAAUGGCACCAUGUGGGGUCUCGAGUGCCAGGCAGCUGGUCAGUCAUGCUUUGCUGCGGUGGCGCCAGCGGAUGUUGCGUGCAGACAAUACAAGCGCCAUAGUAAUUGCCCUGCAAGAGCCUGGGACCUGCCAGGAUACCCUGCACCAUGAGGAAGUGCUGCUAGACCUAGCCAAGGUGUCUCAGUGUCCCCCCACCUCCAUAUCUCGCGCAGACACUCCUCUUGUUCAGCGACUUCCAGAGGAGGACUCCCCCGCGGCCACGUGCGAGCUCUUCUCUGCGUUGGAGCGACGAGAUGGGCUAUCGGGAAGCAACAGCUUUUAUCACAUGGAUCUAUCUGACCCCUUUGCUCUGACUCCGCUGUGUUCAAACGGCAGCCCCGAGCUGCCCGCCCUGUCCAGUGCAACGGACAGGACAGCCGGCAGCAGGACACCCACCAGAAAAAGAACUAUUGACGUGUCAUCAAGCCCAUCAGGCCUGCUGGCAAAGAAAGCCCGGCGCAGGACUGCCGAAAGACCGCCACUGGUGCAACACAACGCAGAGAAGAAACAGAAAGACACCAAUAAUGUCUCCUCCAUUCUCCAGCAGCAUAAAAGUACCACAGUGUGUGUGUGCUAAAACACACACCUGCUCCCUCCCACUGUCACCGUCAUUUGCAGUGGUGCUUCUGUUCCAUAAAUUUGCAGCUUCCUCCUGCGUAUUGUUACAACUCUAAGCAACUGUUCUACGGAGGAAAGACUCACUGCUCGCCACUCAAACAGUCGACACUUAUAAAAAGUUUGUUUUGGAUGAAUUUUGUGUCUUUGUUUUUAAAUUCCUUCCUGAAAUGCUGAUGAAAUGUGUCUUAUGUCACCUCAGUUUCUAGUAACAAUUGUAAGCAUUAAAUAAUGUUGCUGGUGUAAAAUCUUAUGCAUUUUAUAGCAAGUAUUGAAAAGUAAGUUGAAUUGUUCAUUUAGAACAAAUAUAUAUAUUUUUCUACUUUCUUUUAUUGUAUGAUGAUCUUAGAGUAAUAUUCCUUUUAGAUGUGCUUCACCUUUUCUUUCUUCUCCAACUCAUCACUCUGUCAACAACAUUGUGUGCGCACUCCGUGUUAAACAUAUUUAUGUAUUAUUAUCAGUUUAUUUAAUCACUGGAGACUUAUCUUGAAUAUAAACUGAAGGUGCUGCUACCAUCACAAACCAGUAAGCUACUACAUUGUGUGUGUUGCUAUAUAAAUACAUGUAAUGUUUGCAAGUAUCAUGUUUUCUCAUUUGCCAUAAUGCCCCCCCCACCCUGUGACGUUUCUAAUAGUUGAACUUGUUAAUUGCACAGUGCAUCUUAAGGGAUAGGUCCAUCCCCUCGAUUAUGUUUUUAAUGUUUGUUGUGAAGCAUUACAGUUGUUUGGCGUCUUCACUUCCCUGAGCCUGCUCCGUACACCUGGUGUAAGUUCUCAGAAAAAGCUUUUUGGCAGCCCUUUGCUUCUGUACAUGUGUCUAUAAUAGUGAACUUCUGUCUGUGUGAACACCCUGGUGGCCCUAAAGGAAAUCUUCUUCAAUUGUGAGGCACUGCAAACAAUGUUUACAAGUAACAUUUAUUGAGCUAUUUCACGCUGCCAGCCUUUCACUGUGCAUGAACCUUCCCCUGCAGAGAAGAAACGGUCAUGCUUCCCCAGGUCAUCCUGCCACUUCGUUUUAUCUCAUUUGCAACACAACACCACCACCUGCACCACCUGUUUCUUUAAUACUCUCCUUCCUACGAGCUGCUGUCCCGCCAUGCUGCAGCGCGAGUUGUAUAGUUACCAAUGUAUGCACAAGGCUCAUCUGUGAUUAAAUACACUCUGCAUGGAUGGACUUUAAGAGAACUGUUUUGCACUAUUAUGGUGACGUUCAUUGUCUCUAGGAGUGAGUUGUUUUUAACAAACAAUGCAGCGAGUCUGAAAUGGAGGAUGUCAAAUAAUAAAAUAGUUUUAGAAUAGAUCACUCACUGAGCUUAGUAUAGUUAGGAAAACAUGACAGAGCCCUGAUUCAGAUUUUUCCUGCGAGAGAAUAACGACGGUUACACAGGAAAGAAAAACUUCUCAGUCUUUGUUACGUGAUGUGUUUCCACUGAGCUAAGUGCAAUUUCUAACAGGAAUUUGUAGCAUUGUGGGUUAUUUAAAUGAUACAGUGAUGAUUCAUGUUUGACAUACUCUGUAAAUGCAGUCUGUUGCUUGGCUUGGAAUUCCUCAAUUAUGAUUUUUUAUAUAUAUUUGAGAAUUCUGUUCCUCUUUUUGUUUGCUUAUUAAUCUAAGUACUCACCUCCCUGAUUCGGAUAGCUGUGCUAACACCAAGUGCAUGUGUACAAUGUAAAUGUGAAAAACACUUAUCUGGAAAUGAACCUAUUUAAAUAAAAAAAAUACUCUGAAGUAACUUAAUUACAAUGCUUUGAAAAUAUUUAGUAAUUCAAAAAAUCAUUAUGCAAUCUGAACGGUUUUGCAAACAAACAAAAAAAAAAUUUGCCAUUGCAUAUGUCCCACUGGUUGAACGUCAGAAGGGAAAGAGGAAUUCUGGAGUGAGGCUGUGUAGGUUCUCAGUCGUGGUAAUCUAAGGAGACUGAAUAGAAAAGACUUUCUCGAGUCUUCAAGGCAUCUUCAGGAAACUCAAAGGAGUCCAGUCGCUUUUCUAUUCAAGCUCCUUAAAGUUCUGGAGUGAGUUAGAUGAAGUGGUAGAGAGUAUCCCCAGAACAGGUUCAGGAUGUUCUUCAGUAUGUUAUUGUCGUUUUCCUUGUUUUUGACUGCUAAUUAGCUGCACCAGAAGCAACCUAGAGACAGUCCAAAGUCUGUGGGUGACCAUGAAAUCUGGAGGAGUGUGACAGACUGACCAAAGAAGAAUGGGUGGGAUUGUUCAGGAGGCUUGUGUGAGACUUGUUGAAAAAAAUAGCAAAGCACUGCAGACUGUUGCCCUGCAAAAAAAGAUACACAACUGCUCGUUAGCAUAAGGGGGGCUAACAAGUUUGACCUUGGUUU
This is a messenger RNA of Neolamprologus brichardi, 4178 nucleotides long. RefSeq names its product protein phosphatase 1D-like. NCBI's taxonomy places the organism in Eukaryota, Metazoa, Chordata, Actinopteri, Cichliformes, Cichlidae. Gene Ontology annotation, biological process: protein dephosphorylation. Gene Ontology annotation, molecular function: cation binding; protein serine/threonine phosphatase activity. The record is from RefSeq and is a predicted model, not a curated record.